UCCUGCUGCUCUCUCAACUCCUCACCCAAAAACACGCACACACUAUUCUCAAGCUACCCAACAAAAUCCUCUCAGGCGUCCGUCUCACAUUCAAUCAGCUACCAGAACUUUAUAAGCAAAGGGACCAUCUAGAAGCAGCAAAUAUGUCAAAAAAGGGCUUGAUGGAGCAGGAUCUGAGAAAAUUGGAUGUAACUCUGUUACAUCCCCUCUCGCCGGAGGUUAUAUCUCGGCAGGCCACUAUAAAUAUUGGUACCAUAGGCCAUGUGGCCCAUGGGAAGUCAACAGUUGUCAAAGCAAUAUCAGGCGUUCAGACUGUUCGUUUUAAAAAUGAGUUGGAGAGAAACAUUACUAUUAAACUGGGAUAUGCCAAUGCUAAGAUAUACAAAUGUGAAGAUGAAAACUGCCCACGACCUAUGUGCUACAAGGCAUAUGGAAGUGGAAAGGAAGACAGUCCCAUUUGUGAUGUGCCUGGCUUUGAAAACUGCAGGAUGAAGUUGCUGAGACAUGUGUCUUUUGUUGAUUGUCCGGGUCAUGAUAUUCUCAUGGCUACCAUGCUUAAUGGAGCAGCAAUUAUGGAUGGAGCAUUACUUCUCAUAGCUGCGAAUGAAAGCUGUCCCCAACCACAAACUUCUGAACAUCUUGCUGCUGUUGAAAUCAUGCGUCUUCAACAUAUCAUAAUUCUUCAAAACAAAGUAGAUCUAAUUCAGGAGAAUGUUGCUAUUAACCAGCAUGAUGCUAUUCAGAAAUUCAUUGAGGGAACUGUUGCUGAAGGUGCACCGGUGGUUCCAAUUUCUGCACAGCUGAAAUAUAAUAUUGAUGUUGUGUGUGAGUAUAUUGUGAAGAAAAUACCUAUUCCAGUGAGGGAUUUUGUCUCACCACCAAAUAUGAUUGUUAUCCGAUCUUUUGAUGUUAAUAAGCCUGGGUUUGAGGUUGAUGACAUAAGAGGUGGUGUUGCUGGUGGAAGUAUACUGCGGGGUGUUUUAAAGGUUAAUCAAACUAUUGAAGUUCGUCCUGGUAUUGUUCUUAAAGAUGAUAGUGGGAACAUCAAAUGCACACCCAUAUACUCUAGAAUAGUUUCAUUGUAUGCUGAGCAGAAUGAGCUACAGUUUGCAGUUCCAGGAGGUUUAAUUGGUGUGGGCACAACUAUGGACCCAACUUUGACUCGUGCUGAUAGGUUAGUUGGACAAGUUCUUGGGGAGGUUGGAUCACUCCCAGAAGUUUUUGUUGAGCUUGAGGUGAACUUCUUCCUUCUGCGAAAACUACUGGGUGUGAGGACAAAGGCCUCAGAGAAGCAAGGAAAGGUCUCAAAGCUAGCCAAGCAAGAGAUCCUAAUGUUGAACAUAGGAUCCAUGUCAACUGGGGCUCGUGUCAUUGCCGUGAAGAAUGACUUAGCAAAGCUGCAACUGACUUCGCCGGUGUGCACCAAGAAGUCAGAGAAGAUUGCACUUAGUCGAAGAGUCGAGAAGCACUGGCGUCUGAUUGGGUGGGGUCAGAUUCAAGCUGGAACAACACUCGAGGUCCCACCCUUUGAAGGAUUAUAAACAGGUAGACACAAGAAGCAGAAAACCAGCGAAGAGUGUUUAGGAAGAGUAAACUGAAAAUGUGGGAAGGUAGACAAUUUCUCGGAACCAUUUUUGUUAGGUGGAGAAGAAAACAUUGUUUGGAUUAUGGAUUUGUUGGUGUGAAUGUUUCUUCAUUUCCUCGAUUUUUAAUACUGGUAACUUGUACUGAUACCUUAUAUUCUUAAUAUAUGUUUGGGUCAUUU
Rubroshorea leprosula is the source of this 1765-nucleotide messenger RNA. The record is from the annotation of a GenBank genome assembly. Lineage: Eukaryota; Viridiplantae; Streptophyta; Magnoliopsida; Malvales; Dipterocarpaceae.